CCCCCCAGUCACUUCCUUCCACUUUCCCCAUUUCUGCUGCCUUACACGAGCCCCUCCAGGCUGCCACGUCCUACAUGUACACUGCCCUUCUCCCACUGCAUAGCUCAGGCUCACCACCAAUAUUCUGUUACUACCACAUCUUAUCCGCAGAAUGGCUUCUUCGGCCACCAGACCCAGCGUCGUCCCGCCCAAGGAUUUGGAGAGUUUCCAGACACACUUGAAUCAGUCAACACGGAUAUUGGCCUUACUUGGGGCUGGUUUAUCUGCCUCCUCAGGGCUACCUACAUUCAGAGGAGCUGGAGGAUUAUGGAGGACACACGAUGCCACUUCAUUGGCAACGCCGCAGGCCUUUGAGAGAGACCCGGGGCUUGUGUGGCAGUUCUACAGCUAUCGCAGGCACAUGGCGCUGAAGGCAAAGCCAAACCCUGCGCAUUAUGCUCUAGCAGAACUGGCGCGGAAGAAAGAAGACUUCGUAACGUUGACCCAGAACGUCGAUGGCCUCUCUCCACGCGCCCUACACCCUGCCUCCCAACUCAAACUCAUCCACGGCUCCCUCUUUGACGUCAAAUGUUCAGACUUCUUCUGCACCUACGUCGAGAAGGACAACUAUACCGACCCUAUUGUACCCGCCCUUGCCAUUCCUACCGACGAAUCUGACCCAACUACUACCUCUGCCCUCGCCGCACGCGGACCCCAACCCCACGAGCUCGACAUCUCCGACGAGAACGUCGCCCUCCCGGAGCUCGACUAUAACCACCUCCCCAAAUGCCCAGAGUGCAAGCGCGGCUUGCUCCGUCCUGGGGUUGUAUGGUUUGGCGAACAGCUACCAUAUGGUAUAAUAAAUGAUAUAGAAGAGUAUCUGGGGAAAAGGCAGAAGAUUGACUUGAUCAUGGUGAUCGGGACGAGCGCGAAGGUGUUCCCUGCGGCUGGGUACGUAGAUAUAGCGCGUGCGCGUGGUGCGAAGGUUGCUAUCAUCAAUAUGGAUCCGAAUGACAUACCCGCUGGCGGGCUUUACGACGGGGACUGGUUCUUUCAGGGAGACGCUGCGCAAAUUGUACCGGAGAUUCUGAAGAGUGUGAUUGGGGAUAUCAACAUUGAGGAGAUGCCUGAUGCCGCCGAAGGUUCCUGAGCUAAACCUGUCGCCUGGAAAAAGCUAGAGGAGAUGAAAGUCAAAAGAAGACGGCGCUGAUGCAGAGAAUGGUACGGUACGUCUUGCCGGCAAGGACGUACCAAGGAUUAUACGGUAUUAAGAAAGAUAAAUCCAAUUCAUAGUAUUCGGUCCUUUCUUUCACUUCAGGGACGCUUGAUCCAUCGUUAGCGUCACCCUAGCAUCGACCUCACAUUUGAGCAACACACACUAAAUCCAAGUGCCCAUUGUUAUCAAUUCACUAUCGAU
Cucurbitaria berberidis CBS 394.84 is the source of this 1396-nucleotide messenger RNA. RefSeq names its product DHS-like NAD/FAD-binding domain-containing protein. Gene Ontology annotation, molecular function: NAD+ binding; protein-malonyllysine demalonylase activity; protein-succinyllysine desuccinylase activity. Lineage: Eukaryota; Fungi; Ascomycota; Dothideomycetes; Pleosporales; Cucurbitariaceae. The record is from RefSeq and is a predicted model, not a curated record. The coding region runs from base 152 to 1129 and encodes 325 amino acids. The transcript is spliced from 2 exons.